UGUUUCGUGGUGACUGUUUUUUUCUUGUACACACGCUAACUCAGUACCAAUUUGUUUUUUGUAGUGGUUUUAGCAAAAACAAGCUACAUUUGAUUUGUACGGUCGAAUCUUUGCACCUGCGAGCUAUGGAGACGCUCCUAGAACAGCAAAGGCGCUACCACGAGGAGCGCGAGCGCCUGGUAAAACUCAUGGUGGACGAGCACGCGACCAAAAAGCCGGGUGAGAAGGAGCGCAUCCACUCGGAGCACCGGCUGAAAUACCUUAUGGAACUCCACCACAACGCCACGUCGCAGCUGCGCGAUCUCUACGAGGACAAGGACAACGAGCGCAAGGCCGAGAUCGCAGCCCUUUCUGGACCCAACGAGUUUAACGAGUUCUACGCUCGCCUGAAGCAGAUCAAGCAGUUCUACAAGUCGCAUCCAGCGGAGGUUAGUGUGCCGCUGUCCGUCGAGUUCGACGAGAUGAUCCGGGUGUACAACAAUCCGGACGAUAUGAGUGCCCUGGUGGAGUUUACGGAUGAGGAGGGAGGUGGUCGGUAUCUGGACCUUAAUGAGUGCUAUGAGCUCUAUUUAAACCUGCGGGGCGUCGAGAAGCUGGACUACAUAACCUACUUGAUGUCAUUCGACCACGUCUUUGACAUACCCCGCGAGCGCAAGAAUCGGGAGUACCGAAAGUACAUAGAGACCCUUAAUGACUACCUCCACCACUUCAUCCUGCGCAUCCAGCCCUUGCUCGACUUAGAAGGCGAGCUGCUGAAGGUGGAGCUCGACUUCCAGCGACAGUGGCUGCAGGGCACAUUCCCCGGCUUCUCGCUCAAGGAGACAGAGUCGGCGCUGGCCAACACUGGUGCCCACCUCGAUUUGUCCGCCUUUUCCAGCUGGGAGGAGCUGGCCUCCCUGGGUCUGGAUCGUUUGAAGUCGGCUCUCGUGGCUCUAGGGCUCAAGUGCGGUGGCACGCUGGAGGAGCGCGCUCAGCGGCUAUUUUCCACCAAGGGCAAGAGUACCUUGGAUCCCGCCCUGAUGGCUAAAAAGCCGAGUGCCAAGACCGCUAGUGCACAGUCAAGGGAGCACGAGCGCCACAAGGAGAUUGCCCAGCUGGAGGCACUGCUUUACAAGUAUGCCGAGCUUCUCUCUGAGCAGCGAGCGGCCACCAAGGAGAAUGUGCAGCGAAAGCAGGCUAGAACCGGCGGCGAGCGGGACGACAGCGAUGUGGAGGCCAGUGAGUCCGAUAAUGAUGACGACCCCGAUGCGGAUGACGUGCCGUACAAUCCCAAAAACCUGCCGCUUGGCUGGGAUGGGAAGCCGAUCCCCUACUGGCUGUACAAGCUGCACGGACUUAACAUCAGCUACAAUUGCGAGAUCUGCGGAAAUUUCACUUAUAAGGGUCCCAAGGCUUUCCAGCGCCACUUCGCCGAAUGGCGCCAUGCGCACGGAAUGCGCUGUCUGGGUAUCCCCAACACCGCCCACUUUGCCAACGUUACCCAAAUCGAAGACGCCAUUACGCUGUGGGAGAAGCUCAAGUCGCAGAAACAGAGCGAGCGCUGGAUAGCCGAUCAGGAAGAAGAGUUCGAGGACUCGCUGGGCAACGUGGUCAACCGAAAGACGUUCGAGGAUCUAAAACGCCAGGGACUGCUUUAGAGAGUAGAUUUAAGGGUCGCUUAAAUACUUAAGAAAGUCUUUGGAUAAUUCAACAUUUUUUCUAUUAACUUUGAGAGCCUGUUGAAUUAUUUCGAAUUUGCCUAUCAUAUCUUAAAUUUAAGACUUGAGAAUGGUCAAAUCGUUUAUAUUCUAAGAUCGACAUACGAUUUCUUUUGUUGUUUAGCGACCAGCAUAUUCUAUGUAGUUUAAAUAAAAAAUAAUCAUCUUGUAAACUGUCUGAUUUAAUGAUUAAAUUAUUGCGAACCUCAAACAUAUAUCAGCUGAA
Molecule: messenger RNA, 1923 nt
Organism: Drosophila ficusphila
Lineage: Eukaryota; Metazoa; Arthropoda; Insecta; Diptera; Drosophilidae
Gene: noi
Product: splicing factor 3A subunit 3
Exons: 1
Coding region: 126-1637 (503 amino acids)
Biological process (GO): mRNA splicing, via spliceosome
Cellular component (GO): spliceosomal complex; nucleus
Molecular function (GO): RNA binding; zinc ion binding
Source: RefSeq, a predicted model, not a curated record